AUGAUUCGUGGUGAAAGCUUCGCUCACAGUUAUUUGCAGAAAUUCUUAUUUUCAAGGUAUUUCAGAGUUAUCUUGCUGGUCUUUUUGUUUCGUACUAUAGAUGAAUUUUUUAUCUCUUAAGAGUUUUGUUGAGAUCGUCUCUGGUUUCUGCUAAGAAAGACGUUACUCUCUGACUACAAAGUGGAGUUGUUGCAAAGUGUGAUUUAGUAAUUAUCAAAGAAAGUGGAAAUACAAAAUGUCUUUGCACAGCAUAAAAUAUAGUAUAUCAAAACAGUGACUGAAGGAUCUUGUGCGUAAGGACAUUGACAUACUUGCUUUAAUUUGAUAGCGACAGUCUGGAUAAAUUGUACUUUGUACACUUCAGACAAGGGGAGCUCAGAAAAACUGAUGAUCAUAAAUUCCAAGAAAAUUCAUGUUAUAUUUUUCCAAACUAUUAGUAAUGGUAACAGGACUGAGUGGAGUCCAAUUCGGUCUGUAAUCAUAUGAGUGAUUAACAAAAUCGCGGGAGUCUGAUUUGUUUAAUCACGAGUAUGAUUACAGACCGAAUUGGACAACACGAAGUUCUGUUACCAAUUAAUCAUAACUUUAACAAAAUUUGUGACAUAAUAGGCUACUUUUUAAAUCAAAACACAAGAAAUCCGAAAUUUUGUUGUGCUAGCAGUGAAAAAAAAAAAGCCAUUUAAGCGCACGCAUGAUGGCGCAUACUGUCCAAUUACCUAUGCAUGACGCGUACUGUCCUAUUAAACUGUCCAAUUAAGGCUGAAAUCAGGGCAGUUGAUCAUGAUAGCCAAUCAGAUUUGACAAUUUUGUUAUAGUUAUGAUUAAAUGAAAAAUCAAUAUCAUAGACAUCCUUUAUAAUCAUAACUAUGACAAAAUUCUCAAAUCUGAUUGGCUAUCAACUGUCCUGAUUUCAGCACUAAUAGGUCAGUGUAACAGGACAGUAUUCAUCAUGCCUAAGUAAUUGGACAGUGCACACCAUUGCAUGCUUGUACUUAAAUGGCUUUUUUUUUUUCACUGCUAGCAAAAAAGAUUCUCAGGAUUUCUUGUGUUUUGUGUAGAAAAAAGCCUAAAAUAUCACAAAGAUUGGUAUGGUUAUGAUUAAUUGUAACAGAACUUUGUGUCAUCUAAUUUAGUCUGUAAUCAUACUCCUUAUUAAUUAAACAAAUCGGACUCCCGCUAAGUGGUCCUUUGAUUUUGUUUAUCACUUGUAUGAUUACAGACCGAAUUGGACUCCACUCAGUGCUAUUACCUUUAUUAAUUUGAGAUAAUUUAGUUUAGGUUAUAAGUGAGGAAGUCAGGAGCACCUUUUACCUUCCUGAUUGUCCAGAUUUUUGGAAAUGGUUAACAAUCACUCCCGAAAUGAGAUUUUUAUUCUGGUUUAGGAUGUUGAACCAUAGGUGGGGGUAGUUUUAGCUUUGCACCAACAGCCUAUCUAACACUGCUUGACUCUAGUCUUCUCUCUCAAAAAUCAGGAAGCUAAGCAUUUGGGAGAGUUCUUGCAGGCUUUCUUGAUAUAUUGGCAAAAUCUGAGAUGGUCACUACACAGUGAAAUCUUUGACUAAUAGAGACUUAGCCAACAUGAUUUUUUCUCUGUAGCAGGGAGUUUAAGCAAAGGAGUUUUUGAGUGACGAAUGUCAACCAGAAGUGAGACGUUUUCACUGUUAAUAUAAUACUUGAUGCUGUCAGAUUGGUCUUAUAGGAACGACUUGCCCAGAUUUGUAGGCGAACCACUGCCAAAUAUUACAAAAUGUCCUAUCCCCAAUGAGAGCUAUGAAAGCCAAUUUUUCAUGUAUUACUGGUACAUUGUGUUAAAUAGAACGAUAGCAUAAGCAUUUUCUUUUAAUUUUCAUGUAUAACUUCAGAGUUGUGACAAGAACUGCCAGUAAGGGAAGCAGCUCUUCCAGAUGGCUGAAGAGGCAACAAACGGUAAGAGCAAUCAAUAAUAUGAGACAGUAACUAUUGAUGAGUUAGGAGUCAGUGUUGACUUUGCGUACUGGCAAUAGAAAUUGAACCGCUGAAAUUUCAGCUUAAUUUUAAAUCAUUUGACAUUUUAUUAAAUUUUAUACUUGGAAUUAGGACUUGUUUGUGAAGAAGGCAUUUGAAAACAACUAUCUUUGCCGUAGCGCCUACAAGCUGAUUGAGCUGGAUGACAGGUUUCAUUUCCUUCAACCUGGAAGAGUCGUGAUUGACUGUGGUGCAAGUCCAGGUAACUUCUUGAUAACAGUUCAGGUUACUUUACUUUUAAAGACAAACUUGAUGAUCAUUAACCUGUAACCACAAAUGUCUGCGGUCACAGGCUAGAUGAUUAUAGGGUAACAUUGAUAAAGAAAUUCAAUUGACUGUUUACUUGUACUUUGGGUUUAGAUUUUUACAUUUGAAUUAGGCACCUCCAUUCCUGGUUUUUUACGAUAAAACAUGUCUGGAAUUGCAGUUAUAGCUGCAAAUAUAGAACAUGCAUUUAUUCAAGUCAAAUGACAUUUUACCCAGUUUUAAGUUGUCUGUUUUGUUUAAUCAUUACCUUCAGGUUCAUGGACUCAAGUGGCUGUUAACCGAGUAUUGACAAGGCAGGCUGGUUUGUACAUUAUAAUAAUAAACUUCUAGCAAAAGAAUUAUUAUUGAAUCAUGAUCAUUCAUACCACUUAUUAACUGAGAGUGAGGUCAUCACAGGGAAAUCUCAGACCGAGGCUUAUCAAUGCAUUGACCAAGCGAUACAAUGUACAUCAAGGCUGAGGUCCGAUAUUUCCCUGUAAUGACCAAACAGACAAGGUUAAUAAGUUAUUUAUUAUGGCCUUUUUAUUUUAUGAACCUCAGCCUGCAGGCAGAGCAGGUAGUGAUACGUUGCAGUGCAGGAGGUGGAAGAGGAAAGGGUGGGAGAUGGGAUUUCUACAAGGGUGGAAAGCAGGAGAAAUAGGUGGAAAUUUUGCAGCAAUGCCUAAUAUUUUUGCAAAUGAAAAGACUUAAGAAGAAAGCCAAGAAAAAAAGGAGUGGGAGCCCCCCUUCCCCCCCUCCAAAAAAAAGCUGGUCUUGGACUAGAUUGUGAGCUAGCCUGCUCUAAGGCUGGGUUUUGACCCUCUAGUUCACCAUAAAAAAUAUAGUUUGAAGAUGAGGAUGUGUCAAAAUAUUCAAUGUUUCUCUUUGGUCUAGGUCAGCAGAAAGGUCUUGUCAUUGCAGUGGAUUUGUUAGGUAUAUAAAAAUUAAUCUUUUGAAUUUAGAAAUUGUUGUUCAUUGUAAAUUUUAUGUUUGGUAUAGAUCACUGACCAUAAUUUGUACUAAUAGAAGUAAUGGAAAUACAUGAAAAAAGGAUAAACAGCACGGUUAAGGGAGGAGAACUAGCUGUUUAUUUUUGAAUGUGUGAUGGAAUUCAUAAAUUAGAUUAAUUAGCAUUGGUGUAUGCAGUAGCUAAAGUAUCGAUGAUGUCGGAGUGUCGACACUCUGACAUCAUCUAUGUCCCCUACUUAUAUCAAAUAUUACUAUGGGUUAUUUGCAUUUCUGUCAAAUUUACUGACAUAUUUACAACGAUGAAGGAGAUAACGCCAGUAAGGUAAAUUUGAUGGAGCCAGCAUGGCCAAGUGGUCAGUGCAUCCGACUCGACGAGUUCGAGUCUUGCUCUGCCCACUUGCUGGAUUUGUUCUUGAUCAUCCCUAGUUCAAAUCCUCUGCCGCUCCUGUAAAUAGCCAACUGGUCGCCUCCUGCCUGUUGUGGUUUUUAAUCCUGUUAUGUUGUAUUUGAAUAAUUUAUUUGUUUCUAAGUAUUGGUGUUUGAGUGGAGUGCCUGCAAACUAGCUGGAUAAGCUAAGUGCACUUUCUAUUAUAAACAAGCCUUUAAACCUUUUUUAAACCACAUAACUUGAUGGCCUACAUGUAAGUUACAAAUUUUGUCUUUCUUGACUAGACAUUGAAGACAUUCUUGGAGCAACCAUUUUAUCAAGAUGUGAUUUUACAGAUGCCAGCACACAGAGGAAAAUACUCUCACUACUACCACCAGCCGGAGCUGAUGUUAUAAUGAGGUACGGUAAAACAGACUGCUGCUUUUUUUUUUCUUUUUUAACUGGAGCUGAUUGUAAUGGUAUUAUAUAUAUUGUACCAUUUAGAUUAUUUUCUUUUUCAUACACAGGUCAUUUCAUACUCUGCAUUAAUAAUUGGCUAGUUUGCAUUUCACAACUUACUAUAAAGAAUGAAAUUUAAUUUGGUUGUAAUGUUUUUUACUAGGAAAUCCUUAUAUAUUUAAUAUAAUGCUCAUCCCGGUACGUGAACAAAAAAAAGCAAUAAAGUUUUGGAUGCCAGUCAAAUAACUUACUUGUGAGGCACCUACUUGAUCCAGUCAUCCAAAAAGAAGGCUAUGUCAAUAGGAAACAUUGGGCUUAUCCUUGUAUUCUUGUUUUGUGCUAUAAAUAUGAAUUCUCAUUUUCCUACUUGCUUCAUAGCCCUUCUUUAAUACUUUGCGCUGGGGCCAUAACUAGAUAGAGGGGUGAAAGCAGCACAUAAUUAACAAAACAGUGGUUAAACACUGUUAUAAACACAUGACAUUGCUUGUAUCUUUGAGCUCCUAUACCCCGGAAUUGACUAAACUGCUUUAAUAUUGCUUUUAAACCAUGAACACCUGAAAUAUUUUUGGCAUGCUAGUGUGUUAGUCUGACAAACAAGCCAAUCAAGUGUGAAACAACUAAACCUCAAGCAGUUUUUUUUAUAUCGUAGCUGAAUUAAUAAUCCUGUGUACAGUUACAUCUUUUUUGUUUAUUUUCAGUGACAUGGCUCCAAAUGCCACAGGAAACCAUACUAUAAACCAUGAAGCCAUCUUGGUUAGUCAUAUAUAGAUCAAUUUACCAAUAAGAGAUUAUUAGAGAUUCCGAAAAGUAAUGUGUGCCUAACAAUAUCACAGGAGUUAACUGGAAUUUUUUUAGCUUUGGAGAGGGAGAGGCAUUAGCUGAAACAGGUUUAGGGAGGCUUUCAGAAUAAUAUUAUUAAAGAAUUUAUUUAAAAGGGGUUUAAAGGCUUGCUUACAUUGGAAAGUGCACGUAGCUUAUCCAGCUAGUUUACAGGCACCCCACUUAAAUACUUAGAAACAAAUACUUUAAAUUAAUGCAACAUAACAGGAUUAAAAACCCCAACUGGCAGGUGGCAACCAGUUGGCUAUUUACAAGUGUGGCCAAGGAUUUGAACUCGGGACAACCAAGAACAAAUCCAGCAAGUGGCCAGAGCGGGACUCAAACCAGGGACCACCGGAUUGUGAGUCCAACGCGCUGAACACUAAAAAAGAGAAAGAGAAAUACUUUAUUAGUGUUAUCGAUGAUUCUCACGGAAAUUUGCUGAAAAGGGCUUAAAAUGUGCUUUGUUUUGUAUUCACUGCAGUUGUUGAUGCCCAUAAUGUCAGAGAAUUAGGUUAAUAAUAAAAUACACUGCUGAUAUGAAAGAAGAGCUCCGGGCUCUGGUAAUAACUCCACUUAUAGAAAGAAAGGUCUAUUAAAGAAGAGAUAUGAGUUAUUAAAUUUAAGCCAUCUUAUCCGCAGAACCUUUGUGAAUCAGCCUUUGAAUUCAGCAAAGAUGUGUUGAAGCCUGGUGGGCGUUUUCUAUGUAAGCUCUGGGAUGGUUAUGGCACACAAGGUGAGGAAAGGGAACAUACACAUGUCAAGUAAACCAAAAAUCUUUCCUUAAAACUUAGCACUCACCAGAAAGGAAAGGGACAUUACAGCCACCUUAAGUUUUGAAAAAUAAAAGAAGGUUCUAAAUUUCUCCAGAAUUUCUCUAAGCUUUGUCCAACAAGGCACUAAGAUUUCAAUUUGCCAGGUAUUUGCAAUAACUGGGCCGGGAGCUGUAUUGCUGACUUUUCUACUUAUUUACUUUUUAAUUUUUCAGAUUUAUUUUUUUAAAUUUUCAGAUUUUAUCAAAAUUUUGCAAGGUUAUUUCAAGCAAGUUAAAGAAUGCAAGCCGCAAGCAAGCAGGAAGGAAUCAGCUGAAAUUUAUCUUUACGCUGAGAACUUUAAAAAAUAAUGUACAUGAUGUUACAUGUGCACAAAUACAGCUGACAACAUAAUGCAACGUGCUUCAUUCCCACUACCGUAGUCAAGAUAAAUGAGCGGUUGUUGUUUUACGUGUUUAAUUUACUGAUGUUAAGUUAUUGAACUCUUUUUUUGAGUAUGGACUGUUUGAAUCGGCUCCUUGGUCAAAACAGUAAGAACUGACUGUGAACAACUACGCGAUACAACUAAUUGGCGUAACUUUAUAGGCCGGUGCAAGACUUCUGUUAUAUGGGGAUGUGACAGAUGUGGCAUAGUCAGGGCUGGUUUACACGUGGAGCUCACGUGCGCCGCAAUAGCGCUUGCAUGGUCCGGACGAAAAGCAAAUCUGCCAUUUUCGAGCCUUUUGCGGACCACGUCAAACGGCUCGAAAAAGAGAGAAAGACCCUUUGUGACUACUUGACAACGACGUUAUCCAUUUUCAUGACCCUCUGUUUAUGUAUUGCGGUAUAAAGCUGUAUAAAGUGGAAUAUCAAAAGCAUUUUCAAGCAAAAGGUGCGGUGCACCUACACUUGCGUCGUUUCGUACGUAAUUAGCACAACAGUGAAGAACUUAUUUAGCAGGAGAGAUCAAUAAUUCAGGGGAAAAAUAUUUCUUUCUCUCAAAAAUUCGGGGAGACAAGUCAAUCGGGAUAGGAGAGGGUGCAGGCGACACCCCGAACGUUCCCCUUGAUCCGCCAGUCGACUUUGCAGGUGUAUAUGUAAACAAUUUCCUCUGGCAGUGCUUGAACUCACUGAAGCCCCUGGAAGACUUUAAGGGCAAGCCACAUGACUCUCUUUCAGCCUUAUGAUUUUGAUCGAAAACUGCACCAAAAUUGUAAUUCCGGGCGCUUUCCAUUUAGUCAAAAUUUUCGGAAUUUCUGGUUCGGCCGUAAAUGGAACACGUUUCGUCGGCUCGUCCCACUGGAAAAUUCCCAGAAAAAGUGGAAAAAUCUAAAAAGGUGGGCCCGUUUUUCCGGUUGGAAUUUCCGAACGGAAUGUUCAAUGUCGUGUUCCAUUUACCUUUCUCGUAGUUUGCACCAGUUCCAGGUCCACGGUCGGGCACCGCGACGUACCGGUGUUUACGACCAAAUGGAACAACUUUUUACCAAUCGGAAAUUCCACUUUUGCUCCCACCGAAAUUUCCGGGUUUUUUUCCUAAAUGGAAAGCGCCCUCCAUCACUGUUCCAUACUUUCCUCUGGAUCCAAAAAUGCUAUGAAAUCAAGUAAACUCAAAUAAAUAAAUAAAAGCAAAGUUUUCAGCAACUUCUUCGUUGACCUAAGCUGCACGAUUCGACUGAACACCGUCCUGGAGAAAAGCUAGUGAAGUUGCCUUCGAUUCACCUAAAGUACAAGUCACAAAAUUUCGGCUCGAACGGCGAAAAUUAAAGUUGCGUGGGGUUCCUGUGAUUAAGUCGGUUAAUCAAAGAAGCGAGGCUACCAAGUUGCUUAUCAAAGAUGGCGGAUCAUCAAGGUAAGGAAGGAACUUUUGCCUGUUGUAACUUUCAUUUUCUUCGGACAUUGUGGGUAAUCAGGUGUUUUUACGCCGUUUCCAUCUCGUAGAAUGAACACGGAUGCUUUAUUUCAAGCUUUUUUUAUUUACCGUUUUCGUUAAAGCUGUGGUUUGAUUCGCAAAAGAAUGAUGCUGAUCGACGUCAGCUGUCAGGUUAAUUCAUUGUGACAAAUCAAUGAAUUAAAAAUUAUUAAUAUUUAGGGUUACCCUUUAUGUGAAAUUAAGUGUAACUGUUUAAAGACAUACGAACAUGGAGUUUCAGAAAUCAAGUUUUUGUGAGGACGUUUUGAUAAUAAACUGUUUUAAAAUUGGCCAUUUAAUAACAGUUGUGUGCCCAGUGCCCAGGCCUUUGAAUAGAAGCGAGGAUGGCGGUGAUCUUGUUUGGUUACAAACCUUCUUGUUUUUCAUAUGUAAAUGAUCAUGUUUACGGGGUUGUUAGCAUGAGAAUACCACGAUUUGCACAUGCAGGAAGGUUUGUAACAAAACAAUGUCACCGCCAGCCACGCUUCUAUUCAAAUGCCAGUGCACUGAGCACGUAACUGUAAAAUGGCCUAUUAGUGAUAACAUAUGUAAACGUAAUUCACGAUUUCAAUGAUGCUUUUUUUAUCUUUGACUGCAAUAAUAAUAGUAAUAUUUGAACAACAUGUCACAACAUUUUCCAAGUUGCUUUUACUUACCUCAAAGGUUCAUAUCCUAAGUAAAUUCUGCGAUUAAAUUUCCCUUGUUUCAUUAUAUACAAAAUCAGAUGCCAGCCUUCAAGACUGUUUCAGUUUUGGGUUUGUACUUCUCUUUAAAAAUUUCUGCCUUCCAGACCCUACUUCCCCUUGAAAUCUCUAUUGAUCUUUGAUCCAUGAGAGGUAUGGAUAUUUUCUGAAACCACACAUUGGUUCAAAAAGUGUUCUAUUACAAAUUUGGUCAGAACUUGAAGGGCCGUCAUUAAGAGCCAGGGGCUGGGGGUUUCCCCCAACUGAUAUGAAUGUGGUUCCUGGGUCGGUUCCUGGCUACUCUCAUUGGAAAAUAGAAGAAAAAUUCAACCAAAAGAAAUCUCUAGCUGUAUGAUUCCCUGCCUACUUGUUGUAUUUUCCUGGCAACUCGAAAUCGUAGUGACAACCCUGGGAACUGUGCCCCAUCUCCCUAAGGAAACCUCAAUUAAUUUUUGUGGAUUAACCUGUUGAGUAAUUAGUGGCUGGGUAGGACACAGGCUUGGAUUUUUGGUCUUCUGAUCAGGAGAAAAGUCUCCUGAUCUUGAAAAGUCUAGACUUGACCUUUUGCCACCUCUAACACUUCCCCUUUUUCCCAUCUGUAGGCACUGGAAACUAUGAUGAGGCCAUCAUGGCCCAGGUGGAUAAUAUCCAGAAAGAGGUACUAUCACCCUAGGAAUACAUUUCCAUUUGAUAUGCAACAGGGAUGCUUUUCAGACAGCUGAAUUCUUAGGGAGUCCAAUCUGGACAUGGCUUGCGCUCAGGCUUUGUUUGACCUCACAAGAGGACUGCAUAAAAACAGACAAUCAAAUAAGAGCUAUAUUGAUUUUCAUACUGCUUAAGACAUCAAAAUUUAAUGCUUUACUUAAUAGUGCCUCAUUUGUUUAAUAUAUUAUGACAAAUUGUUGACACACAACCCAAAGCAAUACUUGUAUAGGUAAAAGUAGAGGCUUUAGUCCUUGGGGUACUCACUAAAAUUUUAUAUGAGAAAGCUUUCACCCUAAGUCCCUACCUCUUACUCAUUUAUAUGCCAUUUUUAGCAGAAGUACCCCUUCCAUAUCAUAUACCUUUUACUGACAAAUUUAAUAUACCUCACCUAGUGAAAUCCCUUGUACCCUUUCAAUAUACCUGGAGCUUUAAAAUGGCACCCCUUUGGGACAGAGCCUCCCCGUCAUAAUAUAGGGAAUACCCCCCCUGGGCUUUCAGUCCUGAACACUGUAAGGCUAUGUUUGACCAAAAUCUAUUUACACCCAUAAGUGAGAUAACCAGCAUCCUUACAUCUUUUUCAAAUGGGAUUCCCCUGGUGGACCACAGUCAAAGCCCUAUAAUUUAUUAUUUGAACAUCAUAAAUUUAGCCACCACCCAUACAUGUCAGUGACCACAACCACUUUUGGAGUGGACGGUUUUAGAACCUUCCAUUAUUUUUUAAACAUUUUGUAAGCAACAACUUCACAGAUGGUCUGAUUGUUGUGUUUGUUGCUUCCAUUUAUCUGCUCAGAGUAUACAGCAGGUGUAUUUUCCAAAAUGCUGAACGGGUGCCGAACACUGAAUGACUCUGAAGUGAAGUGAUUAUAGGGUUAGGAAAUAAAAUCGAGGAAAAAUCAAGUUUUAGUUCAUGUUUAGCCAGCUGGUAUAACGACCCUAAAUGGACCUUAUUCACUAGGUUUUAUAGGGGGUGGACAAAACACUGGCUCCCAGUGCAUGGAGUAUGCCAAUGGACUACCUAUAUGGACUACCCUAAAAUGGAGUGUGCGGCUGAAGUUUAGUGAUUCCAUGCGCCUGCUAACCGGGCAAUAGUAGAGAAAAUCCUCUAUGUAAUUCUUUACUGUAGAUGUAUCAGACUUUUUCCUGAAAGGCACCCCCACAGUUUGACUCUUGUAAGCUACCACAAAGACUUGGAUUUUCCACUGGCUACGAGUGAGAGUUUAAGUGUAAUAUCAACAGUUGUCAUCUUCAUUUGAUUUGUCAUUUUAUUCCUAGAUUGCAGAUAUACACAAACUUGUUAGUGACAAAAUGGACAUCACCUGCCUAGAAAAAGAAUAUGCUAUGGAUGAUUUUGUAUACCAGUCUAAAAUCAAGGUACACUACAAAACUAAACUUAUCCAUUUCUUGUUUAGUAUAGUACUUAAAUACUAAUUCUGUAAGCUUCUUGAAAAUGUUACUAUAAGUUUAAACCUGUACCCACUUAAUCAACACUAAUAUGAUAGGUUAAACACAAGGCUAGGGCUUAGGAAAGAGAGUAAUCCCUCCCACCCAGAGAAGUUGUUGAUUGCUUUCAUUUUCUUUUCUCUUAAUUAACUACAGGACCUAGCUUUGACAUACUCACAUGUGAGAAAAACAAGAGGUGAUGGGAACUGUUUCUACAGAGCUUUUGGAUUUUCUUACCUUCAGGAACUGAUUGGCAAUCAAAAGGAAUAUGAGAGGUGAGACAUGGCAAUUUAUAUUGCAUGACCAAAAAAUACCCCAGCAGAUGGGAUGCAUAAGUACACCAUAUCUGCAAACCAGUUGACUGCGAUCAAACAAGUGUUUUACAAAUGUACAAAAACUUAAUUAGAGUGCUUCUAAAGUUAACUGACACUUUACCAUAGCACUGGGACAUCAUUCAAGGGGUAUGACAACACUCUUCACUGCUUUAAGUUACUGAAAACUGUGUAAUUCUCUGCUUUUGUUUGGGGCAUGGCUUUAGCUUUAAGGGGGAUUCAUUAGCUUCUGACAAAGAGACUCCAGGACAUGAAACUCUCAUGUGUGAUAUUAUGUACACCAUGUCAAUGAUAUUUCAUCACCUUGUACUUAAAUGUACAGUUGUAGUCACUGUAAUAGCCCACGUUCAAUAUAUUAAAAUUCAAACAUGACUCCGAACAGGCUUUAGGGUAAAAAUUGCAAAUUUUUUAUGACUCUGUUGUCUUGCAAUUUCCAGAAGAGGCUUGAGCACAAAGAUAACCAAAUAUAGAAAAAGGAACAGAAAGCCUCAGAGUCAUUAGAAUUUUAAUAUAUCGAACGUUGGCUAUUAAAAUACAACAUUUGACCAAUUUUUUUUAAACAUUCCACCAUCCGUUGUAGACAACAAUUUCCUGCAGCAUUUCUCUGUGUGGUCACGCAAAAUGAAAAUGCUUCUCUUAAAGCAGUCUGUAAUACUCUGUUGCGAGUGAAGACUUAAUUGGUAAAUAAAUAAAUAAAUAAAUAAAUAAAUACACUGGGGAGCAUUGUGCAACAACACAAAGAAUGGAUUCAUGGGAGACUAGUUUUAAGGUCUACGCUAUAGUGUUUAGACUUAAUUAAUGCUGUCACUUUUCGUUGUGUCUUUAAACAGAUUUCAUUCCUUAGCAUCUCAAAGUAAAGAUGAACUUGUCUCUCUUGGAUUCCCUUCCUUCACGAUUGAGGACUUUCAUCAAGUUGUAAGUUAACCAAAAUGGUCAAAUUGCCAUACCAUGAAUGUCCGAAAUAUGCCUGUAUCUUUUGUGGCGCUAAUAAGUGAAAUUUCCCUUUAAAAAAAAAAACAAAACAAAACAAGAAAUGUUAUCCUUUAAUGUCUUAAUCUCCAAAACAUCUGUGUGAUAUUGAGGGGAGUUGUCAGUUGCUAAUCACCACUUAACUAGCAGAGGUGGUAUGUUUGUGUGUUUCCAGGGGAUACUUCUCAAUAGACUGUCUGAGUUUUUGAGGAAGAUGGAGAAAUAUAAAGCCUUUCCUAGACCACAGUCUACUUGUGAUUGCAUUAUAUAACAGACUUAAUUCUUUUCACCCAUGGACUGGCCAUUAUGUUCAUGUGUGUUCACUUUUUGAGCUUACUGGUUUAUUGAGUCAAAACAAAAUGCUUAGCUCUACUAACUAUGUAACCUUUUUUACUCAGACGUGGUUCUCAUCGAGUGUUAGUUCAUUAAAUAUAUGUCCUUUUGUCUGAAUACCAGUUCAUGGAAACAAUUGAAGCUGUUGGAAAAGAACAGUCUGUUGAGGAGCUUGAAAAGGUAUGAGUAAAAAUUAAACUUCAACCAAUCAGAAUGAGGCAUUUUAUUUGGGUUGUUUUCCUAUUCAUAGGCCUUGUCAGGUACUCACAUUGCGGGUGGCUCCCUGAUCCUAAAAUGUUCUAUUGUUGGUAUAGGAUUUAAUGAAGCUGAAACAAAUGAUGGAAUUGCACACAUUUUAGGUAUCCUGCUGAUGAACAGUUACAACUUAAAUACAUAUUUUGAGCCACAACAAUUAAUUUACUGUCCUUCCUCUUUGAAUUAACACAUAAUUAAUUCUAACCAAAAGCAAUUUUUACACCAGUAAUUCUGCCUAAAACCAAACAGUGUCUUUUUUGUUGCAGUUGUUCUGUUACCUCCCUCUUAUGGCCAUGUAGCCAUGCACCUAUAAACCAAUUCCUCUCCUCCCUACAAUGGUUCUCUGUUUUUCUUUGUAUGCUUCACCCUUCAUGAAUUUGGCCUUUGGGUGGAGAUGUGUUGAUUCAUGGUUAGACUAGCUAGACUGUUCACAUUCCCUUAUUUUUUCGAAGAUCAUGAGGUAUGGGCAGCCAGCUUGGUUUCAUGUGUACUGUCCCCCGCUCCCUAAGUAGAUUUGACACUCGCUCAAGAUGGCUACCCAUCUUAUGGCCAACCUCAAAACUUCCUGCCCUGUACAAGAACAAAGGUUUAGAACCCAAGGUAUUCUCUCCCUUUUCGAAUGUCUGCUACAAUGCCUUUAAUUAUGCAGCAUUACAAAAAAAUGUUACACAAUAGCUUUUGUGUUUUGGGGCAUACUGUGUGUAGUAACAGGUUUACCAGUACUGAGGAAAUUUUUCAUAUAUUUAGUUUAUUGUGAAGCUAUCUAACUUUCAAGAAUUAUUUAAAUGACAGUUUUCUUUGUUUUCUCAGAUAUUCUGUGAUGAUGGCCUUUCAAACUACAUUGUUGUAUAUCUACGACUUUUAACAUCAGCUCAACUUCAGAGAAAGUCGGACUUUUUCCAGAAUUUCAUAGAAGGAGAGAGGUCGAUUAAAGAAUUCUGUAGCCAGGUACACAUUAUCCCUGCUUAUUAUUAUUAAUUUUUAGGCUUGGGCAUUCCACAGGAAGCUAAUUAUUAAUGUUGUCCUUGUCAAUGCUUUGAAUGUUCUUCCUCUCUCAUCAGGAAGUAGAACCAAUGGCCAAAGAAAGCGACCAUAUUCAUAUCAUAGCACUGACUGAUGCCCUUGGUGUUUGUGUCCGUGUGGUAUACAUGGAUAGGGGCGGAGAUUCGUCUGUCAAUCAUCAUGACUUCCCAGAGGAUGGUUCACGCCCCCUAGUCUUUCUACUGUAUAGACCUGGACAUUAUGAUGUUUUGUAUCAGAAACAACUAUAA
Messenger RNA from Porites evermanni, 13513 nucleotides. NCBI's taxonomy places the organism in Eukaryota, Metazoa, Cnidaria, Anthozoa, Scleractinia, Poritidae. The record is from the annotation of a GenBank genome assembly.